Molecule: messenger RNA, 366 nt
Organism: Leptonychotes weddellii (Weddell seal)
Lineage: Eukaryota; Metazoa; Chordata; Mammalia; Carnivora; Phocidae
Source: RefSeq, a predicted model, not a curated record
GCGGCUACGGCGGCCGCGGGGGUGGUGCCAGCGGCGUUUACCUAGCCCGGCCUUCUAGGCUCGAGGCUCCGUUCCACCAUGGCGCCCAAAGGCGGCUCCAAACAGCAGUCCGAGGAGGAUUUGCUUCUGCAGGAUUUCAGCCGCAACCUCUCGGCCAAGUCCUCCGCGCUCUUCUUCGGGAAUGCCUUCAUCGUGUCCGCCAUCCCCAUCUGGUUAUAUUGGCGAAUAUGGCAUAUGGAUCUUAUUCAGUCUGCUGUUCUCUAUAGUGUGAUGACCCUAGUAAGCACUUACUUGGUAGCCUUUGCAUACAAAAAUGUGAAAUUUGUUCUCAAACACAAGUAAGUAUAUUUCUCAAGGGAAAGUAUG